AUGCUGGAUGUGCUGCUGGGGGUCUCUGAUGACCUGUCCAGACUGGACUCCUAUACAGAGAGUCUCAGUAAUGCUUUGUUAAUAUUAACAGCAGAGCACAGGACUAAUCAGAAAGAUCACCAAGCACCGCUGAAAUCGUACUUCCAGACUAUACAAGUGGAUCUGGCAACAUAUGUGAUCAGUUUUCAAUGGAAUAGAGCCAAAUACCCCACAGCACAACCUCUGAAAACCCUCGCUGACAUCAUCUCUAAACAAGUUUCUCAGGACACUGAGUUGAAAUCCCGCAGGGCGGCUUACAGUAAUGUGAAAGCCAGUAUUCAAAGUUUUGAGCGAAAAACCAGGGGAAGCUUGCAGAUGUGUGCAUUGACCAGUAUUGUGAAAAAGGAGGACUUGCUAGUUGUGGUACCCAGAAUGGCAUAUGCACUAUGGGAGAAGACGUAUGAGUCGAUGUCAAAGUUUGUGGUUCCUCGUUCCAGCCGGUUGUUGGUUGAGGAUACAGAUUCAGGGAUUUUCACAGUAACCCUGUUUAAGAAUGUCAUUGCCGAAUUCAAAACCAAUGCCAAAAAGCACAAGUUUACAGUGCCGGAAUAUAACCUGGAUGAAUAUAGUAUAACCUGGUGGAUUAAUGGGUGCCCAAAACACAGGUUUGAUCUUUGA
Carassius gibelio (silver crucian carp) is the source of this 657-nucleotide messenger RNA. RefSeq names its product ATPase H+ transporting V1 subunit C2 (gene atp6v1c2). Gene Ontology annotation, cellular component: lysosomal membrane; vacuolar proton-transporting V-type ATPase, V1 domain. Lineage: Eukaryota; Metazoa; Chordata; Actinopteri; Cypriniformes; Cyprinidae. The record is from RefSeq and is a predicted model, not a curated record. Gene Ontology annotation, molecular function: proton-transporting ATPase activity, rotational mechanism. Gene Ontology annotation, biological process: proton transmembrane transport.